CGUUUUUCUUUUUGGUCUCAAGAGAGAAUAUACCUUUGAGUUGGUGGUGUUUCUCUGAUACUCCGUCGCUGACUUCGGGUACUCGCUGAGAGCAACCAGCUCGACUUCGCGAUCCACGAAGACGGCGAACAUGAUGGCCAACACCGCCAGGCUCCGCCCCCUGGCAUGGUGGGGGAGGAAGUGGACCAAGAGGGACUGGGCUGUCGCGGCCGUCGCCGUCACCGCCUUCCUCUUCCUCCUCUCUUCUCUCUCCGACGACCCUCGCCGCGACCGCGGCGCCGGAGCUCGGCUGCCGGCCGACGAUCCCGCGAGCGCUGCCGAUUUGGUCGACCUGACUUUGCUUCGCGAUGCCGAAGCCAAAGGCGCACUGUGUUUGGAUGGGAGUGCACCUGGAUACCAUUUCUCCAAGGGUUUCGGAUCCGGCUCCGACAGUUGGCUUAUCCACAUUGAGGGUGGGGGUUGGUGCGAUAGCUUCUCAUCAUGCUCAUCACGGGCAAAGACUAAACUAGGUUCUUCAGCGUAUAUGGAGCACCAAGUUUCCUUUGCUGGAAUUUUAAGCAGUGAACCUUCACAGAAUCCAGAAUUUUUUAACUGGAACAAAGUCAAGAUAAGGUAUUGUGAUGGUGCAUCCUUUUCUGGUCAUCCUCAAAGCGAACCAAAGGACAAGAAAGGAAGAAUCUUCUUUAGAGGUCAGCUCAUUUGGAAAGCACUCAUGGAUGAAUUGUUAUCAGCAGGCUUGUCAACGGCGCACCAGGCUUUCCUUACAGGAUGCUCUGCUGGAGGAUUAGCAACUCUUAUUCAUUGUGAUGACUUCCGAGAAAUUCUUCCAAAGGAUGCAACUGUCAAGUGCCUUGCUGAUGCAGGUUUUUUCCUCAAUGAGAAAGAUAUCAGUGGGAAUGACACUAUGAGGUCUUUCUAUCACAAUGUUGUCCAACUUCAGGGUGUACAAGAAAGUUUAAACAAGGGCUGUGUUACUAGCAAGGAACCAUCUGAUUGUUUCUUUCCUGAGGAGAUAAUUAAAAACAUAAGGACCCCAGUUUUUCUUGUCAACCCUGCUUACGACUUUUGGCAGAUUCAAAAUGUCCUGGUACCAGAUGGCUCAGAUCCAAGUGAAAGCUGGAAAAAAUGCAGACUAAAUAUUCGAGCUUGCACUCCUAGCCAGCUUAAAACACUACAAGGUUUCCGUGAUUCAAUGCUGAGGGCACUUAGUGAGUUCCAGAAAAGCAAGGAAGGGGGGAUGUUUAUCAAUUCUUGCUUUAUUCAUUGCCAAACAUGGAUCGGCGAGGCUUGGCACUCAUCUAAUUCCCCAAGGAUUGGCGAUAAGACAAUUGCAGAGUCAGUGGGAGACUGGUACUUCAACAGAAGAGCAGUGAAGCAAAUUGACUGUCCUUAUCCCUGCAAUCCCUCUUGCUACAACAUGGAUUUUUCUUGAAAUUUUAAGCCUUUCAUCAUGUUCGAUAUGCAUUAAUCUCUGACUCCCUUGCUAGGGUUUGCGAGGACAGCGCUCCACGAUCCCUAUAUGGAAAUGAAGAGCCUCAAUGGUUAGUCUUGUAAACCAUGUCCAAAUUGCUCACACUUGCAGGGCUAAAAGCUUGUUAGGAUUGUCCAGUGGAUUCAAGUGGCCUUAUUCAGCCCCGACUUUGUUGUUUAGAACACCGUCGCUUUCUUUAUCUUUUGCUACAUUCAGGCGGCCUUAUUCACUCCUAUGCAGCUUGGGCUUUGCCAUUUCUGUUGUACUCAGGACUGCGAACAUGAAAUACACUAUUUACUGGCACACAUGCCACAGAUUGUUUUUUCUUUUUCUAGAA
Syzygium oleosum is the source of this 1808-nucleotide messenger RNA. RefSeq names its product pectin acetylesterase 5-like. Bases 131 to 1432 code for a protein of 433 amino acids. The record is from RefSeq and is a predicted model, not a curated record. Gene Ontology annotation, molecular function: hydrolase activity. Lineage: Eukaryota; Viridiplantae; Streptophyta; Magnoliopsida; Myrtales; Myrtaceae. The transcript has 12 exons.